This is a messenger RNA of Aspergillus affinis, 1974 nucleotides long. RefSeq names its product alpha-galactosidase D. Gene Ontology annotation, molecular function: hydrolase activity, hydrolyzing O-glycosyl compounds. The record is from RefSeq and is a predicted model, not a curated record. The transcript is spliced from 5 exons. Bases 1 to 1974 code for a protein of 657 amino acids. Gene Ontology annotation, biological process: carbohydrate metabolic process. NCBI's taxonomy places the organism in Eukaryota, Fungi, Ascomycota, Eurotiomycetes, Eurotiales, Aspergillaceae.
AUGACAUUCUUAUUUAUUUGGUCUUUGAUAUUACCUGCUGCUGUGGGUACUCUCCACCCUCGAGUGCAGGAUGGCCUGGCGCGGACUCCGCCUAUGGGAUGGAACACCUAUAACACCUAUAAUUGCAAACCAAACGAGACAAUCGUACGGUCCAAUGCCAAGGCCUUGGUCGACCUAGGGCUUGCGUCCGCUGGAUAUCAUUACGUUACGGUGGAUUGCGGCUGGACUGUCUCGGAACGACCUGAGGAUGGCUUCCUUACCUGGAAUGAGACUCUGUUCCCUCGAGGAUUUCCAUCUCUGGGCCAGUAUAUACAUGACCUAGGACUAUUGUUCGGUGCUUACGGAGAUUCGGGCAUCAAGUUGUGCGGCAGUCCGCCCGAUAAUAUUGGGAAUUUGUAUCACGAAGAGGAGGAUGCGAAGACGUACGCUUCUUGGGGAAUUGACGCGCUGAAGUAUGACAAUUGCUUCUCGGACAAGGAAACCGGAUACCCAACCGUAAACUAUUCGCCCGGUACAUCACCUCAUCCUCGAUUUGUGAAGAUGGCAAACGCUCUCGCCCAAACGAAUCGUUCAAUAUUGUUUCAAGUCUGUGAAUGGGGAGUCGACUUUCCUGCACUCUGGGCUCCGUCUAUUGGUCACACUUGGAGAAUCGGCAACGACAUCCUUCCCGCCUGGCGAAGCAUCUUCCGCACGUUGAACCAGGCGGUCCCGCAAACGAGCUUUGCCGGGCCAGGUCAAUGGCCAGAUCUGGACAUGCUGGAAGUGGGUAACGGAGUCUUGACAGUCCCGGAAGAACAGACGCAUUUCUCGCUGUGGGCGAUUCUGAAAAGCCCUCUGACAAUCGGUGCGGCGUUGAAGGAUGAAAAGCGAAGUAUUGACGAUGAGUCUCUAGCUAUUUUGAAGAACACUGAUGUGAUCGGAUAUAACCAGGAUAAGCUAGGGGUCAGCGCUAGCCUUCGUCGGAGAUGGGCAGACGACGGCUAUGAGGUGUGGAGUGGGCCGUUGUCGGGUGGUCGGACCGUGGCAGCGUUGAUCAACUGGAAAGACGAGGCCAGUGAUUUGACCUUGAACCUGCCUGACAUUGGUCUUCAAUCUGCCGGGAUCUUGAAGAAUAUCUGGGAAAGUUCAACUGCUCGCGAUGUUAAAACUUCGUACACUGCUAGAGUCGAGGCCCACGGCACAAUUCUGGUUGAAUUGCAGGACACAGUUGUGUCUGGUCGGUACCCGACAAAGAAGUUUGCAUCCUCAAAUAGAUCAUCUACGACUUUCAAAUCGGUAUAUGCCAACACUACGAGCAGCAAACAUACCCUGACGAUCCAUUUCUCUGAGCCAGUCUCGACUCACUCUAACGUAACCAUUGAAACGAGUGUGAGCAGUCGCAAAAUAUUCAAAGCCGUCACUGCAUCCAGCGAAGAGGUGUCUCUUAACAUUCCUCUUGUUGCCGGGUCAAACAACUCCAUCACCAUUAGGAAUGCCCCAUCAAUCGAUUCCAUCGUGAUUGGCUCACCUCGUGGAACCUACCACCCCAGCACAGAUUUCACUCUCAGCGGAAGCACUCGAAAGGAGCCCUGUGGCUCGGGUUUCUGUGAGCCUGUUGGCUCCCGAAUCAGAUACAUUAGCCCGAACGGUACUGCUCGUGCUGUUGUCCCCGCCACGGCUGGCUCCAAAUACAUCGAGAUCGACUAUACCAACAACGACGUCGCCUUCGAUUCCGCCUGGGACUGGGGUAGGAACACCCGGAAUUUAACCGUGGCCAUCAACGGCGGAAAGCCAGUUCGUGUAGAAACGCCGCUGAGCGGUAAGCACAGUGAGCUUUUCGGGCCAGGCUUAGGAUGGUGGGAUACUGCAACAAUGGGAGUCCUAACAGAUGGAUGGAAGGACGGGGACAAUGAUGUCGUUAUCGGAAACGUUGGGGGAGAACAGGGAGUUGAGUCUUUCGGGGCCGAUUUUGUGGGGUUGACUGUCUUUAGUUGA